Molecule: messenger RNA, 11038 nt
Organism: Cuscuta epithymum
Lineage: Eukaryota; Viridiplantae; Streptophyta; Magnoliopsida; Solanales; Convolvulaceae
Source: the annotation of a GenBank genome assembly
CUUCUUCUCCCUAGAAUAGUUUUGCAAGACUCCAUUAAUGGAGCUCAAAUUGUACUAUGUAAUGGUGAGGAGAGAUUAAUGAGAAUGAGAGGGCUUGGACAUUAGCCUAAAAAGUCCCGUGGUUUUCUCCAUUUCGGGUUUCCACGAAAAAAUGGUUUGUUCAUACACAUUUAUACAUAUAUUUACUAUAUCGUGUUAGAUUAAACUCAACACUGGCGCCGUCUGUGGGAAACUGUCCAAAAAGAUUCAUGUAUUCUACUGUUCUUGAGUUUCUACGGGAAAAAUUCAUACGAAAAGCUACUGUUUUCAGCAAAAGAAUAAGGAAAAAAUACGAUUCUGGAAAGAAAGAAGGAAGCGGAAGAAGUGGAGAAGCUAUGAAAUCUGGGAGGUCCAAAUCUGGAUUUUUUCCAGAUCUGCCCUUGAGGUCGCCGGAGCCGCCGUCACCGCCCUCGCCGGCAUGGAACCUCCUACGAGUGCUGCGACACCGGAGGAAGCUCGCUGCAACAUCCCAGCUGUGUCUGACGGCCUCCUCCGAGCCACUCACCACCGUUCAUCCUCAGCAGCCAGCUGUUUGUCGCUCAUCCACCUCGUUGCUGACGCGACCUGGAAGAAUCUCCGCCAUUAAUGGCGAUUUGAAGCUCAGGGGAGAUACGUUGUGAAGCUCCGUCGGCCCCAACCAAGGCCGGCCGCCGUCGCUGCCCUAACGCCGCGGCAACCGCCCUUACCGCCGUCGGCAGGUGGCCAGUUCAUGCCGUUCGGCCUCGGGUCAGCGGACGCGUUACAGCUAUCUUCCCAAAGAUAUGGAGUGUUACGCAGGUCAGUUUCACUUGGUCCUAAGCAGACCACGUCUGCAAGAUUAGGCCAAAAGGUGGGCAAUCAAUUUCCUUGGAGGAAUUUUGACCCAAGUCAAAAUCGUUGAAUGCUAGAUGGACGCACGGCUCUUAGAAUAAAGCAACCAGCCGGAUCCUUCCUUCUCCAAAUGGAGUCUUUGGUGGCCUUUUUUCAACGAGCUAUGAAGUCCAUCCCAUCAGGAGCUAAGUGUCACUUAAAUCCUCAUCAUUUAUUAAUUAGAGUACUAAUUAGGAUAAUGAUAUUGUUUUGUUGGAACUUUUAUCACCAUUAUUCAUUAGGGACUAAAAUAUCCCGAAAUUAAAUAGUGCUGAGCGACGCUCUUGUGAUAAUUAGUUUUUUACCGUCAUUUUAACUAAUGAUUGGUUGUUAUGGGCCCGUCAGCCCGCUCCUGAUCGGCUUUAAUUAGCAAGCGGAGCAUACCUGAAUGACCUAUGGUAGGAUAAUACUAUUAUUAAUACCCGUACAUCACUAUUAUUUAUUAGGGAUAAAAGUGUCCCGAAUUAAAUAAUGUGGAGCGAAGCUCUAGUAAUGGUUGGUUCAGCCAACAUUUUAUUGAAUAUUUAAUUUUUUGCGGGCCUGUUGGCCCACUCUCGAUCAGCUCGAUUAAGCGAUCCGAGUGUCUUCAGUAGGGCGACACCCCGACGACGACGCAUUAGUCCGCACGGCACUACGUGCCCGAUCGACGAUCGUACCCCAGUAUCAUUUACGCCAUUAGGCGCGAAAUGACUAUUGCCAAACGUGGCCUGUGGGGCCCGAAGGCACCAAAGCACCCAACCUCCUUUUUCUGAGGGCAGUGCGACCAACUUGGGUCUGAGUUUGAAAACUCACGGACCGAUGAAAAUCUCUAUGUGACGUUCCGCGGGCUGCCAAUCGGCCCCGCCGCGAGCUGCUACGUCCAUUAACACCGCACGAUGAGCUGGGCCGAGGGUCACGAUAACCCAUAGGCCGGUAAUCGUGGGUGUUAGAAAGAAAGCCAUGCAGAUGGUUAUGUGUGUAUACAUAAUGUCGGGCCGUGUGGCCCGUUACCAUGCUUAUUGCGCAGCUGAAGCCGCUCGACGUGAUCGAGCGAAAUGAUUAAAAGACGCUCGGCUUAAGUAUCAAAGGCGUUCAGGGCCAGCUAAAGUGGAGACCAUCACGGCUGAGAGCCGAUGGACGAGCAUCUCCACCCAGAGGUCGAGGGCCUAGAGGAGACCACCACGGUUGAGAACCGUGGGAUGAGCAUCUCCACCCCAGAGACCAAUGGCCUAGGAAGAACACCUAGAGGCCGAGGGUCUAGAGGCGAAUGCCAUGACAGAGAACCGUGAGACGAUCACCCGUCAUUCAGAGGCCGAGGGCCUAGAAGAGAUCGUCAGGGGCGAGGGCCGUCUGACGCCAUCAUUACAUCAUGACCGGCCUCUCGGCACGGCGUGUUUAUCUUUUGAAGACCGGCCUCGCCCCCGCGCUGCGCGGAUGAGGACCGUUGCUUGAUCUUGGUCGGCCUCUCAUUGCUGGCAUCAUUACAUCACGACCGGCCUCUCAGACCGGCGUGAUUAUCAUAUUCGAAGACCGGCCUCGUCCCCGCCACCUCGCGGACAAGGGCCGUUGCUUGACCAUAUCUUGAUCGGCAUCUCAUGGCCGACAUUAUCAUACCACGACCGGCCCCUCGGCUCGGCGUGUUCAUCUUUUGAAGACCGGCCUCGUCCCCACACCUCGCGGACGAGGACCGUUGCUUGGUUCUUUCAGGUCAGCCUAUCAUUGCCGACACCAUUAUAUCACGACCGGCCUCCCGGCUCGGCGUGCUUUCCAUAUUUGAAGACCGGCCUCAUCCCCGCUCCUCGCGGAUGAGGGCCGUUGCUUGAUUCUUUCAGGUCGGCCCCUCAUUGCCGACACUAUCACAUCAUGUUCGGCCUCUCGGCACGACAUACUUAACUUUUGAAGACCGGUUCCAUCCCCGCGAUGCGUUGGAUGAGAGCCGUUGCACAGAUAUAUCGGCCUGACCGGACACUAUUGUCAUCUCCUCGUCAGGACCGACUGCUCAGCGACGUUAUGAUCAUUGUUUGUCGGCUCCCAAUGCCGACCCUCUUGAGUUUGCGAUCGGGCUCACGACUCCCCUCCAGGAGGGUGACCAUCGCCUCCGCAUGACGACCAGCUAUUCUAUCGCCUCGUCAUUAUAUUCGUUCGCUAUGCCACCACCAUUAUGUGUGACAUCCCAUGAUCCCUGCGAGUUUCUUGGAUACCGAAUGUCUUUUUCGAUGUAGGAAGAUCGGUAGGACCACGGACCAGGGACGGACAAAGAAGAGCUAGGGAAUCUCGAUGUAGAUAAACCUGUUCCUCCUUGCGAGUUUCGCGGAUACCGCACGUCUCUUCGAAGCAAGAGUGUCGGUAGGACCAAGAACCAAGGACGAACGAAGAAUAUAGAUUUCCUCCCUCAAACAAAAAAAAAAGAUGGGGAGAAGAGGAGGGUAGCUCCUAUGUGGAAGGGAAUCUUGCCCGGGCGUGCCAGAUCUUCUCCCACCGCCGAAGACGAACGCCUCUCGAUGUAGAGGUUAGUAGAGACGCGGAGGGGGCUAGACGAACCAAGGGAGCUUUGCCAAGAUAAACCUGUUUAUCCCACAAUGACCAUGGAUCGAUGGACGUGAGAUAACAAAGUCGGGAACCCGUGAGGGUAAACCAGUUCGUCCCUGCGAGUUCCUUGGGUACCGAACGUCUUCUUCGAAGCAAGAGACGCCGGUAAGACUAAAAGGACCACGGACGAACAAAAAAAGGGGGAAUCUCGAUGUAGAUAAACUUGUUCCUCCUUGCGAGUUUCGAGGAUACCGGACGUCUCUUCGAAGUAAGGACGCUGGUAGGACCAAGAACCAAGGACGAACGAAGACUAAAAGACUCCAAAAAAAAAGAGAGAGAGAUGCCAGAAGAGCACGGAGCAAAGAAUGAUUUUAUCCCUUGGCGCUAUUGGCCGGGAAGUACAAACCGAAAAACAUAUGUAAAGAAUAAUUACAAAACUUAAGUACGAAGAAUGAAGUGGCCGACGACGAUCGGCUAACACCAGACUUUCUUUUGCCUUGGACGACGAAUACCAGCUCCCCAUAUCAGACAGAGGGACGACGCACAGGUCCACCCUUCCUCCCAGGAUGAAGUCCUGACAGACGAUCGGCUUCUCAUAGCCAGCCAAGACGGACCGCGCCUAGAUUUCACGGUUCGGCUCGCCCAUUCCCUCCAGGAUGGCGACGACCGUCUUAUGCAGUACGAUCGGCCCCUCAGCGCCAUCGUACCCAGCUCCAUGGAUCAGACACGAAGAACCAGUUCUCCACCGGAGUCUGUUGCGUGCCGAGUGUACACCGCUUAGCGGUCCGUACAUAGGACCACAGAUACGGUAGACGAACGACGAUCAGCUCCUCAGAUCAGAUAGGAGGGACAUCGCCCAGCUUUAUUUCAGGCUCACCAUUCCUUCCCGGAUGGAGUCCUGGCAGACGAUCGGCUUCUCACAGCCAAUCAGGAUAGAGACUUCACAUCACCAGCACGGCCGAGGGCCGUGAGACGAUUACCACUCACCGACAGGACGAGGGCCAUGAGAUGAUCAUCACUAUUUUUCUAUAUCACGAUCGGCCCCUCAGCGCCAUCGUGUCCAGACUCACGGUUCGGCUCGCCCUUUUUUCUUCCAGGAUGGCGACGACCGUCUUAUGCAGUACGAUCGGCCCCUCAGCGCCAUCGUGCCCAGCUCACGUUUAGCUCGUCCAUCCCUUCCAGGGUGGCGACGAACGUCUUAUGCAUCACGAUCGGCCCCUCAGCGCCAUCGUGUCCAGAUUCACGGUUUGGCUCGUCCAUUCCCUACAGGAUGGCGACGACCGUCUUAUGCAGUACGAUCGGCCCCUCAGCGCCAUCGCGCCCAGCUCACGUUUAGCUCGUCCAUCCCUUCCAGGGUGGCGACGAACGUCUUAUGCAUCACGAUCGGCCCCUCAGCGCCAUCGUGUCCAGAUUCACGGUUCGGCUCGCCCAUCCCUUCCAGGAUGGCGACGAACGUCUCUUAUGCAGCACGAUCAGCGCCCCAGUGCCAUCGUGUCUGGCUCACGUUAGGGUCGCCCAUCCCUUCCAGGAUGGCGACGAACGUCUCUUAUGCAGCACGAUCAGCGCCCCCAGCGCCAUCGUGUCUGGCUCAUGUUAGGGUCGCCCAUCCCUUCCAGGAUGGCGACGAACGUCUCUUAUGCAGCACGAUCAGCGCCCCAGCGCCAUCGUGUCUGGCUCACGUUAGGGUCGCCCAUCCCUUCCAGGAUGGCGACGAACGUCUCUUAUGCAGCACGAUCAGCGCCCCAGCGCCAUCGUGUCUGGCUCACGUUAGGGUCGCCCAUCCCUUCCAGGAUGGCGACGAACGUCUCUUAUGCAGCACGAUCAGCGCCCCAGCGCCAUCAUGACUGGCUCACGUUAGGGUCGCCCAUCCCUUCCAGGAUGGCGACGAACGUCUCUUAUGCAGCACGAUCAGCACCCCAGCGCCAUCGUGUCUGGCUCACGUUAGGGUCGCCCAUCCCUUCCAGGAUGGUGACGAACGUCUCUUAUGCAGCACGAUCAGCGCCCCAGCGCCAUCGUGUCUGGCUCCCGUUAGGGUCGCCCAUCCCUUCCAGGAUGGCGACGAACGUCUCUUAUGCAGCAAGAUCAGCGCCCCAGCGCCAUCGUGUCUGGCUCACGUUAGGGUCGCCCAUCCCUUCCAGGAUGGCGACGAACGUCUCUUAUGCAGCACGAUCAGCGCCCCAGCGCCAUCGUGUCUGGCUCACGUUGGGGUUGCCAAUCCCUUCCAGGAUGGCGACGAACGUCUCUUAUGCAGCACGAUCAGCGCCCCAGCGCCAUCGUGUCUGGCUCACGUUAGGGUCGCCCAUCCCUUCCAGGAUGGCGGCGAACGUCUCUUAUGCAGCAUAAUUGGCCCCUCGGCGGCAUCAUGUCUAGUCCAUCUUCGGCUCCGCCCAUGCCAUCCCGGAUGGGGGACCCGUCUUGUGCAGCACGUCUGCCUCUCGGCGCUGACAUGCUCGAGUUCUCGUUGAGAUCUACCGCUCCUAUCACAUCUUGCAUUCCCUCUCUCAUACAUUGCACCCAUACAUUACAUGCAUUCAUGCAUCAUACCUCAUACAUUCAUACAUACACACGUGCAUCAUGUUUUGACAGUACCGCGACGUCGGUUUAUAGAUGCAUGGACCUCUAAGCUUCUCCGUUGGAAAGCUUGAGUCAGAGUCUUUUACUCUCGCCUGAUGCAUUCAAGGGGAGAGUGCCCGUGGAGGAGCACCCUUCGCCCGACCCCGUCGGGAACGGGGGUGCCUCACCGGCAGAUUACGUUCAGGAGUGUGGACAUCCACUCAUAUAUUAUGAUUAUUCAAGGACACAGGUUCCAGCUAGACCGAGGUAAAGCCCAGGCAAGAGUAUAUUUUCUCGAGCAGAUUCGCACGCUCACUACUCAAGAAACUGGGGGACUUGUGUUGGGAUAUAUUAUCCCGGCCUAUUACUGUUCAGGAGCCCAAGACUUUACGUCGUACGGAGCCCAAUCAGUAAGGCCCAUUUUAGCCUAUCAGGCCUGUUUCGGCCUUUGGGCCCAUUUUGGCCCAUUCGGCCCGUUAGGGUGGAGGGCCUCCUUUCCCCCUAUUCCCUAUAAAUAGGAGGUUUCCCUCCAUGUAAAAGGAUCCCUUCCUUCUUUCUUCUUCUCCCUAGAAUAGUUUUGCAAAACUCCAUUAAUGGAGCUCAAAUUGUACUAUGUAAUGGUGAGGAGAGAUUAAUGAGAAUGAGAGGGCUUGGACAUUAGCCUAAAAAGUCCCGUGGUUUUCUCCCUUUCGGGUUUCCACGAAAAAAUAGUUUGUUCAUACACAUUUAUACAUAUAUUUACUAUAUCGUGUUGGAUUAAACUCAACAAAGAGUUAUUCUUUUCCCUGUGGAUACGAACUCUACUACGCUAUACUACCUAUUAGUGCUAGUAUUGAAUUUAUUUUGAGUGCACUCACGACAAAGUGCACGUCAAUGUCUCUCUUACAUCUAACUUAAUUCUCAAUGUAUUUAUAACUCUCUUCUGUUUCUGGAUCACUGGAUGUCAUUUAACAUUUUAUUGAUAUAUUUUUACUAUUAGUUCAACUAUAUAGAAAGCUUGGUCCCAAUUUAAGUAAAAACAUUUCUUUUUAGAAUGGAUUUCAAACCAAUAUAUUUUAAAAAGGGAUAAGGGUCAGAUAGAGCCUCGAACUUGAAAAAAAAUGUCAAAUAAGGCCAUAUUUAGGAUGCUCUGUCCGGCCGACGCCAUUUGGGUCAGUUCCCGGUGGAAUUUUUGAUGAUUUUUUUUUAGAAUCUUAUUCAUUAAGUCUAGUUUACUCAUAUCAAAUUUGAACUAAAACUUCAAUCGGGAAGGCAUUCAAAUGAAUUAUUGAAGAUAACUGUGCAGUUAAAAGCGCAGUUAUCUUCAAGAAUUCAUUUGAAUGCCUUCCCGAUUGAAUUGUUAGUUCAAAUUUGAUAUGAGUAAACUAGACUUAAUGAAUAAGAUUCUCAAAAAAUUUCAUCAAAAAACUCUACCGGGAACUGUCCCAAAUGGCAUCAGUCGGACAUAGCAUCCUAAAUAUGGCCUUAUUUGACAUUUUUUUCCAAGUUUGAGGCCCUAUUUGACCCUUAUCCCAAUCAUCCCUUUUAUAAAUGAUAUCCUUUUAAUAUCUUUUUAUUGAGAGGAGUGAGAGAGCAGAAUAUCACAUAACAAUGAUAGUUAACUUCCUUCCAGUGUAUCGAUAUUUAUGUUAUCUUUUGUACUUAAGAUUUUAUUUAGUAUAUUUACUAAACUACAUUCUUUUAAUAGAUUCAGUUUUCUAAUAAAAUGAGAAAGUUCAUUUGGAAAAGACAUUUAUUAACAUGAAUGGUGAAAGUGUUGUGCUGUUGAAAAUGGAUAAUAGUUGGCAAGAUCAGAGAAGGUGAACCACCCUCUCCUGAAAAACACUGCUCUAAGACUCUAAGUUGCCUCUUUUCUUCUUCUUUAUUUCUGGGCUAGCUACAUUACACAAAAGAAGGUUUAGGAUAUUUUUACUUGGAAUGUAAUUUGCUGGUCUGGUCUGGUCUGAACUAGUCUGGUCCGGUAAGGUCUGGUUUCUUUGUAUUUUUAUAACUAUCCAAGUCUGGUCUGGUCUGGUCUGGACUGGUCUGGUCUGGUCUGGUCAGGUCUGGACUGGUCUGAUCUGGUCUGGGACAAAUUAGAGUCCAAGUAAAAACAUCCUUAGACUUAGGAUCUAACAUAGGAAAGGAAUAAGUUACUUAUUACUUACAUGUUAUGCUGCUUUUUUUGAAAACUAUUUACAAACGAAGGUGGGAUCUGGGUUGUAGCGGAUUCUAAACAUUCAUUUCAUCAUCUAAACCUUUUGUUAAGGUGAGAAACAUGCUCUCUAAUUUGACCUUUUUAACAUUAUCCAUUUUAGCAUUUUUGUGAGAAUCAAAACUUAAAUAACUAUGAGUCAGACCAAACAACAUCACAAACUUGAAGAUUGAUAAUUAAUCACAACCCAAUCCUAAUUAACUUUUUUUUUUACCGAAAAGAAACUUUUAUUAAUAAAAAGAAAAACGCCCAUCGGCUACAAACAAAAGGUGCCCUUAGGCUAAAAUGAAAUAAAAAAGGAGAAUAACAAGAUAAGUAGAUUGGUUCGGAUUGAACAUGGGCCGAAAGAGCUCCGAAUUGGAUGGGUCCCAGACUGAUCCAACAUAAAGCAAACAAAAAGGAAUGUUUGCCGGUAGGGUUUGUUUUUCUGUGUGAUUUUGAGAGAGAAAGCACGAGAGAUAUGAAUGUACAUCAGCUUGAUUGGGAGCAAAUUAGAAGUGUGAUUUUCUGCUUGAUGAUAUGAAUGUCAUCAAUUUUUUUCUAAUUUUAUGUGAAACUGAAAUGGUUUUAACUUGUGAGCCUUUUUUUAACAUAUCUUUAACAUACUAUUAAAAAAGUGGAUAAUCAAUGCACUUAUGCACACCAUAAGUGUUUUCAUGUAACCUUCACAAUUGCUUAUAAUACAAUCAUAUCCAUGAAUCUCUAUUCUUUAAUUUGAAAUAAUUUGAUUAAUUGAUAACAUAAAAUGAAUAGGUAUAUGUUCUGAAACAACAUAUACCUAGAAAGGCACAAAGAAUCAUCACGGUGAACGUUCAACAAAGAAGCAAUCACAUUACAUUGGAGACCUUAUGAGCAAGGUCACCUGAUCUAAUUUUCAAGGCUCUUUUAAUUUUUGUUGUAAUAAUAUUAGGCUCAUUUUGUAAUAUGGUUUUGCCAACAACUAUCAUUAGAUCAAUAUUAAAAGUAGAACAUAGAUAAGUAGAUUUACUCUGGAGCCUUGAUGUUAUGUUAUUAUUUUUGUUAUAUCUAUCAUUCUAUCCUAUGAUGAUAGAUAACAUGUUUUCGUAUACUUGUAAGCUUACCAAAAGUACUUUCUAUAAGCACGGGUAACCAUAUUUUUCUUCUUAAAUUUUGUUAAAUUUAACAAAAAAAAUCUCAUCAUUUAUAAUGAUUUUUUAGUUGUUCAUUUAUCCUUUUCUUUUUGAAAGGUAGCAUUAAGCUGCUGCAGUGGUCAUGAUGCUUUUACUAUGAUUAGUAAUUUGGUUAGUUUUUAAGUAAAUAGUGAAUAUUACUUUAUGUUGUUUUAGAUUAUGGUGCGAAAGAAGUCAAGAGGUUUUCUUUGUGCACAUAUGACAUAUGGUUACUCUACCUCUCUUGAAGAAUCUGAGGUCUGAUUUGAUUAGAAUUCAAUCCUUCAAGUUUAAGUCAAGUGACAUAGGAGGCAUCUCUACUUCAAAAUACCAAGUGUUCACAUGAAAUAAUGUAACAAUCAAUUUAUUGAGGGACAUGUUCAGGAUGCGGGUUAACUUGGAGCUUAUAGACUUAAGAUGAUGUGGGGUUGCACCAAAUAACAUGUCAGUAGCUCCAAAUCCUCCAAUCUUCAUUAAUAUCUAUAUCAGGACAUUAUAUCUCACACUUCUAUCCAUUGUUGGUUCAACUUGAUAGGUACCUCCUCUCUUGGAGACUGGGAAAGCAAAAACAAACAAAAAAAAAAAGUUAACCAAACCGGAGGCCCGGCACGGACCCGGUGGCUACCCGGGCCGGUCUCGGGCCUUCCUUCCCAAAAAAAAAAGCCCGGCCGGGCCCGGGUCCAUGACUAGAUGUUAUCAGAUCACAAGACAUUUUGGCAUUGUGCUCUGAGAUGCGACCCGUUGUGAUGGUGGAUUAUGGUGGAAGGAUGCCAGAACUUCAACACAGGCUUUGUGCUUCCCUUAAACAUUGCAGAAAUGAAUCUUCUGCAUUUGAGAACCUGCGAGUUAUGAUUAUUGAAGACAUGAUUUAUCUGGUUCACCUUAAAGCAUUUCAUGAAUUCAGUAAAUUGAGCUUGAACCUAGAAAUGGAAUUUCUCUUUAUAGAUCUUGAGCAUGAUCCUCCAAAGAUGAUAACAAGAGCCACUGAUGAGAGACCUGGAAUUAUGGCACUUGUGAUGGCACAGAGAAUAUUUUCAUCCCUCCUUUCUGAAGGGGUAAUAAGUUGUAAUCAUUCAGAACAUUCUAGUUCAGAUUUGAUGGCUAAUAAUAGGCCACAUAGCUCACAGACAUCUGAGCUUAUUGAUCUCAGUAGGGACAUUGAAGAAACUGGGGUCACUGUGCCAACACUUAAUGGAUGGCUUCUUGGAUAUCCUGUAGUAUAUCUAUUUGGCAAGGAUCAUAUUAAAGAUGCCAUAUAUAAUCUCUCCACCAAGUCCCUUCAUCUCUUCCAAAUUUUAGCCUGCAGAAAGGGUGCAGGCAAUGAUCGAUCUCAAUCUAAAAAAGAAGAAUUAUUGAGUUUCUCUGUUCCUUAUGAACUAAGCUUGGCGGGGAGUGACGAACCAUGGGCAAAAGGGUUCUUAGCUCACAUGCAAGAAAGGCAAACCAAGCACAACAAUGUCUGGGAAUCCCUUAGGUUGGAGGUUGUUGCUUGCUAUCCACAGGCAAUUGCAUUUUAGUACAGGCAUAAACUUUGUACUUUGUAGUAGUAAAAAUGCGGGUGAAAUACAUACAUGUAUUCGAGCGAUAAUUUAAGGAGCGUGUUUCGAAGGUGGUUUCAUCUUGUUUGGUGGUUGGGCAAGAUGCAGUCACCUUGCAAAACUUAUAUUUCUCUUGUUCCAUAAUUCUCUUCCUAUAUUUCUCUAUAGAAGUCAAACUUUUUCAAAACAUAUAUUUCUCUUGUUCCAUAUUUCUCUUCCUAUUGCCU